AUGACGAAAAUUGAUUUUCGCAUUGUUUCUCCGUCUUGGCUUGAAAAAGUAUAAUUUGCAACAGGCCGAAACGUUUCUCUGAACCGCGAGGAAACGCUCGGCCUAAACUCAAAGAUCUGUGGCAUCGAUUACCCAAAUUUCUUCGCGUCAAAUGCCAAAAGGCCCAAGACCCAUUUCGAUUCCAUGUCCAUGUGACAAAACCCCCCAGCUUACUUCUCUCGCCUGAUCCAGUUUCUGCAAGGUCCCUGAACCAAAAUCUCAUCCUGGGAUCCUCAAAGGUUUUGGAAUCUUGUAUGUAUGGUUUCUGGAUGCGUGGUUCGAACAUAGAUUAAAAUCUAUCAAGAAACUGUGGUGAAUAUGGAGCAUAUAAAUCCACAGUUUGGAACCAAUAACGAUGAAAGGAAGGAAUCUCCUGCUAAGCCUUCCAGAGGUGCUUUAGCAUGUAUGGUAAAUUCUGAAAUAGGUGCUGUUUUGGCUGUGAUGCGGAGAAAUGUUCGAUGGGGAGUUCGCUAUGUGGCAGAUGAUGAUCAUCUAGAGCACUCUCUAAUCCAUUCAUUGAAAGAAUUACGAAAACGUAUAUUUUCUUGGCAACAUCAGUGGCAUAAGAUCGACCCAGCUGUGUACCUCCAGCCAUUUUUGGAUGUCAUACAAUCUGAUGAAACUGGUGCACCAAUCACAGGAGUUGCAUUGUCAUCUGUUUACAAGAUAUUGAGCCUUGACAUACUUGAUCUUGAUACUGUAAAUGUUGGUGAUGCUAUGCAUUUAAUAGUUGAUGCUGUGACAAGCUGCCGGUUUGAGGUCACUGAUCCUGCCUCUGAAGAAGUGGUAUUGAUGAAGAUACUUCAGGUUCUUCUAGCUUGCAUGAAGAGUGCGACAUCAGUUAGGUUGAGUAACCAGCAUGUCUGCAAUAUUGUAAAUACAUGCUUUCGUGUAGUUCAUCAGGCUAGCUCUAAAGGUGAAUUGUUACAGCGGAUAGCACGCCAUACUAUGCAUGAGUUGGUUAGGUGUAUUUUUUCUCACCUGCCUGAUAUCAACAACAUAGAACAUGCAUUGGCUAAUGGAAGCGGGUCAUCUGUCCGUAAAGAGGUGGGUUCAAAAGACGAGGAUCAUACAUCUGAAAAUAAACAGCUAGAAAAUGGCAAUGCCGGAGUUGAAUAUGAUGGUCAAUCAUCCACAUAUGCAUCAAAGGCUCCUAUGAGCGCAUCAGCUAGUGGGACAAGUGAUAGUGGGAUGCAUGAGAACAUAACUGAGGUUAGUAAUGGAAUGGAGGCGACUAAAAAUGAUGAGAAAGUUAUGAUGGAACCCUUUGGGGUCCCAUGCAUGGUGGAGAUAUUUCACUUCCUCUGUUCUCUGUUGAAUGUCAUUGAGCACGUCGAAUUUGGUCCUAGAUCAAAUCCUAUAGCAUAUGAUGAAGAUGUUCCGUUGUUUGCAUUGGGGUUAAUUAAUUCGGCUAUUGAAUUGGCUGGGCCCUCAAUUAAUAAACACCCGAAGUUAUUGGCCAUUGUUCAAGAUGAAUUGUUUCAUAACCUUAUGCAAUUUGGUUCAUCGAUGAGUCCGCUGAUUCUCUCAACAGUAUGUAGCAUUGUUCUUAAUCUGUAUCAUCAUUUACGAACUGAGCUCAAAGUGCAGCUUGAAGCUUUCUUGUCAUGUGUGCUUUUGAGGCUUGCGCAAAGCAAGCAUGGCUCUUCAUACCAACAGCAGGAGGUUGCUAUGGAGGCUCUGGUUGACCUUUGCAGACAGCAGACAUUUAUGGCCGAGAUGUAUGCAAAUUUUGAUUGUGACAUAACCUGCAGUAAUGUAUUUGAAGACCUUGCUAACCUAUUAUCAAAAAGUGCAUUUUCUGUGAAUGGACCUUUGUCUGCAAUGCAUAUUCUUGCCCUGGAUGGUUUAAUAUCAAUGGUUCAGGGUAUGGCUGAGAAGAUAGGCGAUGAACCAGCUACAUCAGAAGCUUCCAUAGAUGAUGAGGGAUAUAAGGCAUUCUGGACAAUGACAUGCGAGAACUAUAGUGACCCUAAUUGUUGGGUUCCAUUUAUACGUAAGGUGAAGUACAUCAAGAGAAAGUUGAUGAUUGGAGCUGACCACUUUAAUAGGGAUCCUAAGAAAGGUCUAGAAUUUCUUCAAGGAAUGCAUUUGUUGCCUGAGAAACUUGACCCUCCGAGUGUGGCAUGCUUUUUCAGGUACACGGCUGGGUUAGAUAGGAAUCUUGUUGGGGAUUAUCUAGGAAAUCACGAUGAAUUUUGUGUUCAGGUGCUUCAUGAAUUUGCUAGGACUUUUGAUUUCCGAGAGAUGAAUUUAGAUACUGCAUUGCGUCUUUUCUUGGGAACUUUUAGAUUGCCUGGAGAAUCCCAAAAAAUACACAGGGUGCUUGAGGCAUUUUCAGAAAGAUAUUAUGAGCAGUCACCACAUAUAUUAGUGAAUAAAGAUGUUGCUCUCGUGUUGUCAUAUUCACUUAUAAUGCUUAACACAGAUCAGCACAAUACACAGGUUAAGAAAAAGAUGACUGAAGAAGACUUUAUCCGUAAUAAUAGGAGAAUCAAUGGAGGGAAAGAUCUUCCUCGUGAGUUCUUGUCGGAGCUUUACCACUCAAUCUGUGAGAAUGAAAUCCAGAUGAUCCCUGACCAAAGUACUGGGUUUCCAGCGAUGGCAUCGAGCCGUUGGAUUAAUGUGAUGCACAAAUCUAAAAAUGUCUCUCCUUUCAUUAUCUGUGACUCUAGAGAGCUCCUCAUCCACGACAUGUUUGCUAUCCUGUCAGGUCCAACCAUUGCUGCCAUUUCAGUGGUUUUUGAUCAGGUGGAGCACGAAGAUGUUUUACAAACUUGCAUUGAUGGAUUCUUGUCUAUCGCCAAAAUUGCAGCAUGUUAUCACCUCAAUGAUGUAUUGGAUGACUUGAUCGUGUCUCUCUGUAAGUUCACAACCCUCUUGACUCCAUUAUCUGUAGAGGAAGCUAUUGUUGCUCUUGGAGAUUACACCAAAGUCAGGAUGGCAACCGCCACGGUUUUCACUAUAGCAAAUAGUUAUGGUGACUAUAUCCGUUCUGGCUGGAAGAACAUACUGGACUGUGUCUUAAGCUUGCACAAGCUUGGCCUUGUACCUACGAGCCUGGCUAGUGAUGCAGUGCCUGAUAUGGAGCCCUCUUCUGAUUCAGAGCGGGGGAAACCUGCUACUACUUCCUUGUCAAUAUCAAAUGUGCCAUCUGUGCCCACUCGUAAAUCAUCUGGCCUGAUGGGCCGGUUCAGCCAGCUCUUAUCUUUUGAUAUUGAAGAGCCAAUGACACAACCAACAGAAGAACAACUUGCAGCUCAGCAACGCACUCGCGAGACUAUACAGACUUGCCACAUUGACAGCAUUUUUACAGAGAGCAAGUUUCUCCAAGCUGAGUCUUUGUUGCAGCUUGUGAAGGCCCUUAUCUUGGCCGCAGACCGACUCCGUAAGGGAACUAGCUCUGUUGAUGAUGAAGACACUGCAGUAUUCUGCCUGGAGUUGCUGAUUGCAAUUACGCUGAAUAACCGAGACAGGAUAAUGCUUAUCUGGCAAGGUGUUUACGAGCACAUAUCUGAUAUUGUUCAGUCGACCAUUAUGCCUUGCACCCUGGUGGAAAAGGCGGUGUUUGGGCUCCUUAAGAUAUGCCAGCGUCUGCUUCCCUAUAAGGAAAACCUGACUGAUGAACUCCUCAGGUCACUGCAAGUGGUUUUAAAACUUGACGCUCGGGUUGCUGAUGCUUAUUGUGAACACAUCACACAAGAAGUUAUGCGCCUUGUAAAAGCAAAUGCAACUCAUAUCCGAUCCCAUGUGGGUUGGCGCACUAUUAUUUCCUUGCUAUCUAUCACAGCUCGGCAUCCAGAAGCAUCUGAAGUGGGGUUUGAGGCGCUAGCAUUUAUUAUGUCUGAUGGAGCACACCUUCUGCCAUCUAAUUAUGUUCUUUGUGUGGAUGCAGCAAGGCAGUUUGGCGAGUCUAGGGUUGGGGAGGUUGAUCGGUCUGUUUCUGCCCUAGAUAUGAUGGCAGGUUCUGUUGUUUGUCUAGUAAGGUGGUCUUGCGAGACUACAAUUGCUGUGGGUGAGGCGGCUGCUACGAAAGUUAAGCAAGAUAUCGGGGAGAUGUGGCUAAGGCUUGUGCAGGGUUUGAGGAAAGUGUGUUUGGACCAGAGAGAAGAAGUGAGGAACCAUGCUAUUUUAAUGUUACAGAGGUCUUUUGCAGGAGUGGAUGGGAUUCACCUUCCUAAUACCUUGUGGUUGCAGUGUUUUGAUGUGGUGAUCUUCACACUGCUUGACGAUUUAGUGGAAAUUGCGCUGGGUAACUCUCCAAAGGACUACCGAAAUAUGGAGGGAACACUUGUUAUAGCCAUGAAACUCAUGUCGAAAGUGUUCUUACAGUUACUGUUGGAUCUCUGGCAGUUACCUUCUUUCUGCAAACUAUGGCUGGGGGUUCUUAAUCGUAUGGAGAGAUAUAUGAACAUAAAAUUCAGGGGAAGGCGUAGUGAGAAGAUUCAUGAAUUAAUUCCUGAGCUUCUCAAGAACACCCUACUUGUGAUGAAGACCACAGGAUUACUCUCACCCAGUGAUACAAUUGGGGGGGAUAGUUUUUGGCAACUGACAUGGUUGCAUGUGAAGAAUAUAUCCCCUUCGUUGCAAUCGGAAGUGUUCCCUGCACCUGAAUUGGAGCAGCUGCAGAAAAAGCAAAUAAAAGCAGCGGGAGUUCCUGCACCUGAUGGGACUGUGCUUGUUCAGCCGAGUGAGACUACAGCAUGAAGAGAAUUUCGGCUUGGAGGAUUGCAGAUUAUAGUGCGUUUUGGAAAAUUUUAGAUGGCCUGAAAUAUGUGCCUUAUUGUUUGCCGAAAUUCAGGUAUAUACCAGCUUUACCAUGAAGGCGGUCUUCUGUGGUUGGAUGUUGAUAUCCACAGUUGAGAGUUUUAGAACUCACAGGAUUAAAUUUCUGGAGGAGAUGCAAACUGAUUAAAGGGAAAAGAAAAACUUCAGAAUCGAGUUCAUCGCUCGGUUCGAACAUCUUGUUUUUUGGCGCUAUUGCUGCUUUAGGGUUUAGGAGAGGAAUGGUUUGCUUUUCCUACUUAGAUCCUCAAUGCUGCUUUCCUUUUCCACCUCAUGAACUUAGGAGAGGAAUGGUUCCAUUGGAGUGUCUCUAGUGCCCGUUUGAUAUACCAAGGGAUCUGAGUAGAUCCCCUCCACUUGAAUUUUUGUAUUUGGCUCAUCAGUUUCUGUACCAAAACCAUCAAAUUGCACCAUUUUCCUCUGUAUACUUUUAGAGUCCCUACACUAAGAUAAUACAAUGGUUUAGUUGAGCUUGGAUUGUUUAAGCUUCA
Messenger RNA from Corylus avellana, 5315 nucleotides. Its product is annotated as ARF guanine-nucleotide exchange factor GNOM. NCBI's taxonomy places the organism in Eukaryota, Viridiplantae, Streptophyta, Magnoliopsida, Fagales, Betulaceae. The record is from RefSeq and is a predicted model, not a curated record. Gene Ontology annotation, molecular function: guanyl-nucleotide exchange factor activity. Gene Ontology annotation, biological process: regulation of ARF protein signal transduction.